ACGUGAGAAAAAGACCAGCGCUGAGCGGAUGCAGACGAAGUAUUGAGAAGGGUGGAGACCGUGGACUUUCGGUUGCUAGCAAGACUAGACGCAGUCGUCGCAGACCCUAGGAUUAAAUGUUGGUGUGGGUGACUCAUCCACGCCUGAUCGACUGACAAACAAGUUUCUCGGAAAUCUAGAGAAUCCCAGGGAGGAAGGUUAUUAUUGUGUCUGUAAAACAGUCAAAACAGACCAAGCAGGAUGCAUCGUCUGCUUCGGGUGGUGCUGGCUUUGGUGGUCCUGCUGCAGACACUCCAAAUUGGUGUGUCGGCACAGAUCCGAUGUGAGGCCAAUGCCAAUGCAAAAAGGAAGAUCGUCAACUUAAUCGACCCAAACGUCCUCACUUGUCCACCUUUAAGCGACGACGAUGAGCGCUACUGUUGCUACAGACCACACACAAUGUUGUACUACUGCUGCGAUGCUGAAGAGUUCAUCGAGCAGUCUGGGAUUGGAUUUAUCCUGCCACUUCUGGUGUCUAUGCUUGUUGCUAUGCUGGUCAUCUGUUGUGUUUGCUGCUUGUGUUGCCCGUGCUGUUUCUGGUACAAGAGAAGGAACCGUGGUGCUGUAUACAACACUGUAGUGAGAGAUGCCCAAACUGAUGCUCCACCGGUGCCCCAGCACGGCCCACAGUCAAGCGUCUACCAGCAACAACAGUACAAUCCACAAUACCCACCACAAGGCUACCCUCAACAGUAUGCCAUGGUGCCUCAGCAGAAUUACCCAAUGAUGAAUCCACAAGAUGCAUACCCUCCAGCUGUUCCACCGCACGCAGCUCCAUAUCCCCCGGCUGUUCCUCCUCAUGGUCAGCCAAUGCCACCUCCAUACUCAGAGACCAAGCCAGCAGACAAUUUUUAUAACCGUCAAGCUCCUUAUAAUCCAAACUUUUAAAUGAAGCACUGCGAAUAUAAUGUAAAAGAUUUUCAACGUUGUUUGCUUCUUGUGUGAUAAUGAGGAUAGCCCACAGACUAAUUCGGAAACAAUGAUUUUCAAUGUGCCUGAUUUUGAUGAAUCUCGAUUAAUGCAGUAUGUAAUGUGAUUUGCCUGAUAAAGCUUAAUCAAUUUGUAGCUUUUGGCAAAAGGUUCUCCUAUGUGUUAAUUUCCAUUCAGUAAUUGGCACUCUCAAUGUCAAAAGUGCUCUCUUACAAGAGUUAGGUUCCAUUUUCUUCAAGCGUGUCGGUAUAAUCCCUAAUGAUACCGAUUUUAAAAUAUAUCAAUUACUCUUAUUUGUCAAUUAUGGAUCAAUUAAAUCAAUUCAUCUAACGUGUUUUAAGGAAAAUUAUGACUAUUUUGUUCAAAUAGUAAAAUAGUCCUUCGUAGUGACAAUUGGUCUUGUAAAAGUUAUUGCCUGUUUAAUAGAAUACACAUGAUAAGGUAGUGGGGGCGUUGCUCCCCAAUAAUGCUCCUCAAACCAGAAUUUUUUCGGAAGGUCUGUGGAUGGAAAAUUGAAAAAGACUGUUUUUUGUAAACAAACAUUUUGUACACAGAAAGUGGCCAUUUCACACAGAGCUGAAAUUUUUACAUUACAUAUUAUGUGUAAGGCAUUUAGAUCGUAAUGUACCUUGUAUAAUGUUUCUGAUGUAUACAAAUUUGGGAGAAGAAUAUCCACAGUCCUUUAAAAUAACAAUUGC
Neocloeon triangulifer is the source of this 1667-nucleotide messenger RNA. Its product is annotated as protein shisa-5-like. NCBI's taxonomy places the organism in Eukaryota, Metazoa, Arthropoda, Insecta, Ephemeroptera, Baetidae. The transcript is spliced from 5 exons. Bases 241 to 927 code for a protein of 228 amino acids. The record is from RefSeq and is a predicted model, not a curated record.